Molecule: messenger RNA, 1364 nt
Organism: Phlebotomus papatasi
Lineage: Eukaryota; Metazoa; Arthropoda; Insecta; Diptera; Psychodidae
Product: eukaryotic translation initiation factor 5A-like
Exons: 3
Coding region: 171-626 (151 amino acids)
Biological process (GO): positive regulation of translational termination; positive regulation of translational elongation
Molecular function (GO): ribosome binding; RNA binding; translation elongation factor activity
Source: RefSeq, a predicted model, not a curated record
AGAUCUCUAGCGGUACUGAUCAGCUUCCUUUUGUCUGAUGCUAUUCUAUAAUCGUGCUUAAAUGUGUCAACGUGCUGUGUACGGAAAAUUAAUUGAUUUUCUCAAGGUGUUGUUCAAGUGUGAUCGUUUAUUUUAAAGAUUAGACCUUCUAAUUGUGAGGAUAGCUAAAAAUGACAACUUUUGCACGUAGAGCUCGUAUCUCAUCACUGAAAGUGACCGAUUUUGUCGUGCUAAACAAUCGACCAUGCAGAAUUGUGGAAAGGUAUCCAAAUGGUCACAACAAACUUUUUAUCGCUGCUACGGAUAUCUUUACCGGGGAAUGCACUGAGCAAACAAUUGACGUAAGAGAACGCUUUGAUGUCCCCCAUGUCUUCACUGUGCACUACAAAUUGGUGAAUAUCUCUUCGGAGGGUACUGUGACUGUUCUCCAUCGAGAUGGAGCCGUAAGGACUGGCCUAAAGUUACCAGACAACGCUCUUGGGGAGCAAAUCCGGAAGGCAUUCACGGAAUGCCAGGAAGAAGGAGGACUAGAUUUCGAAUUCAACAACAAUUUUCAGGUGACGGUGACGCAGUCAAUGGGCGAGGAGCACAUCACGUCCUUUGGUCUCUGGGAAAAUGAUGCUUGAGGAUCUCAACACGUUCACCAAUUUCAGGCACGACCAUUCACAUUUCAACAAUUCGAUUUGCUCACUAUUUCCGCAAUUUUCUAACCAAAAUCCACCUCAUCAUCUUCACGUUUCUUUUUUUUCACGGCCAACAGACUCAAUGCUCUCAUUGAAAGAUAAACUCUUGCCAUUUUUAAAGAGGUGAGAUAAUAAUGUAAAAUAAAUAGAUACUGUGUGCUUUUCACACGAUACACCAUAUUCGUUCGUCGAUGUCGCUUUAGGAUUACAGUACAUGACCACUUAAAUAUUCCUUUUCUGUUCUACAAGAGAUUGUUUUUAGUUUCAUAUAGUAAUAAGAUUUUUGAAAAAUAGGGAUUAUUCAGCUUUUACAAAAUCCUUAACAACGUUACCUAUAACAUUUGUAAAAUAAAUAUUGAACUCAAAAACAUAUCAAAAAUUCAAAUAUCAUUUUGAAAAAUACAAAUACAGAAUUUUACAAUAAUGUUAUACAAGAGGCAACUUGGCGUUCAUCUUUUAAAUAAUUUUAAUGUACCAAUAAUGCUUUUUAUCUAAUUUUAUCAGACCUUGUAUGAAGAUAAUAUUCUAGAGAAACAUUAUAUUUCUGAAUGUUCGAAAGCGUAUAAAAAAGUUCAUCUUUGAAUAAAGUUAUAAAGUUUAAUUAUUUCUCUGGCAUUUAUUUUUUGUUAUAGAAUAUUUAUUAUAAUUAUAACUAAAAGAUGAAUAAAAAGCUUUACACAA